Molecule: messenger RNA, 2979 nt
Organism: Kluyveromyces lactis
Lineage: Eukaryota; Fungi; Ascomycota; Saccharomycetes; Saccharomycetales; Saccharomycetaceae
Gene: PFK1
Product: 6-phosphofructokinase subunit alpha
Exons: 1
Coding region: 1-2979 (992 amino acids)
Biological process (GO): canonical glycolysis; fructose 6-phosphate metabolic process; fructose 1,6-bisphosphate metabolic process
Cellular component (GO): mitochondrion; 6-phosphofructokinase complex; cytoplasm
Molecular function (GO): 6-phosphofructokinase activity; ATP binding; monosaccharide binding
Source: RefSeq, a predicted model, not a curated record
AUGAAUAACUCGGUCUACGGCGUUGCUUUCCGUUCAUUGAGUACCGGUGAUGAAAAGCUGUAUAAGGAAGCUACGAGAUUCUACCAUUCUUUGGGUUUCCAAACGGUAAAACUGUACGAUAAUUUUAAGAACCAUGACGAUUCGAAUUUGAUCGUUGGUACUUCCAAGAACUCUGUUAAGGAAUGUUGGUUGGAAUCGUUCAAGUUGUCUGAACUUGAUUCACAAGGUUUCAGAGUUCCACAACAGGAGGCUUCUAAUCAGCUACAAACUGAUGGUGUUAUGAUCAAGUUGAGGUUAGUGGACACUGAACCCCUAAAUCAAACUGCCGAUACAGUUGUGUAUUACACCGUCAGUUUGGAUGAAGUAUCCAAGAUUGGUGAAAGAGUUGAUGAUCAUAACGUCAAAUUAGUGGAUCCUUUGGGUAACGUGGUUCUUGUCACUGAUUCCCAUGAUGGUAAGGAAUUAAACGCUUCAGAGUUCAUCGCACCUAAGGAUUCUUCAGUAGAACAAAAGAUCACUGUAGAAUUAGUGGAUAAGGAUUCCAAGAAAAAGAAAAUUGCCGUGAUGACAUCUGGUGGUGAUUCUCAAGGUAUGAAUGCCGCUGUCCGUGCAGUGGUUAGAUCCAGUAUCUAUUAUGGAUGUGACGUUUAUGCAGUUUACGAAGGUUAUGAAGGUUUGGUGAAAGGUGGAGACUAUUUGAGAAAAAUGGAAUGGAAGGACGUCCGUGGAUGGCUCAGUGAAGGUGGUACAUUAAUUGGUACCGCUCGUUCCAAGGAGUUCAGAGAAAGAUGGGGCCGUAAGCAAGCUUGUUCUAAUUUGAUAGAUCAAGGUAUCGACGCUUUGGUUGUAAUUGGUGGUGACGGUUCACUAACUGGUGCAGACUUGUUCAGAUCCGAAUGGCCAUCUCUAGUUGAAGAACUAGUGAAGGACGGUAAGUUUACUGAGGACGAAGUUGCUCUAUACCAAAACUUAACCAUUGUUGGUAUGGUCGGCUCCAUCGAUAACGAUAUGUCUGGUACUGAUUCUACCAUUGGUGCUUACUCUGCUUUGGAAAGAAUCUGUGAGAUGGUUGAUUACAUCGACGCUACUGCUAAGUCACAUUCAAGAGCAUUUGUUGUGGAAGUGAUGGGUAGGCAUUGUGGUUGGUUAGGUCUAAUGUCUGGUAUCGCUACCGCGGCUGAUUACAUUUUCAUUCCAGAGAGAGCAGCUCCUCACGGCAAAUGGCAAGAUGAGUUGAAACGUGUUUGUCAAAGGCAUAGAGAAAAGGGUCGUAGAAAUAACACAGUUAUCGUUGCAGAAGGUGCAUUGGAUGAUCAAUUAAACCCAAUUACCGCCGAACAAGUUAAGGAUGUCUUGGUAGAACUUGGUUUAGACACCAAAAUCACUACAUUGGGACACGUUCAAAGAGGUGGUACAGCUGUGGCACAUGAUAGAUGGUUAGCUACUUUGCAAGGUGUUGAUGCUGUCAAGGCCAUCCUGAACAUGACUCCAGAGACUCCAUCUCCAUUGAUUGGUAUUCUCGAAAAUAAGGUUAUCAGAAUGCCCUUGGUUGAAUCUGUGAAACUCACAAAACAAGUUGCUGCAGCCAUCGAAGCUAAAGAUUUCGAUAAAGCCAUUUCUUUACGUGACACAGAGUUCAUUGAAUUGUAUUCCAACUUCAUGUCCACCACCGUUAAUGAUGAUGGAUCUCAGCUAUUGCCUGAAGCAGACAGAUUGAACAUCGCCAUUGUUCACGUUGGUGCACCUUCUGCUGCUUUGAACGCAGCCACUAGAGCAGCAACAUUAUACUGUCUAGCUCAUGGUCAUAGACCAUAUGCUAUUACAAAUGGUUUCAGUGGUCUAAUACAAACAGGUCAAGUGAAAGAACUUUCCUGGAUCGAUGUUGAAGACUGGCAUAACCUCGGUGGGUCAGAAAUUGGUACCAAUAGAUCCGUCGCAGCAGAAGAUAUGGGUACUAUCGCAUACCAUUUCCAAAAGAACAAGUUUGAUGGUGUCAUCAUCCUUGGUGGAUUUGAAGGUUUCAAGUCUUUGAAGCAAUUAAGAGAUGGUCGUGACCAAUAUCCAAUCUUCAACAUUCCAAUGUGUUUGAUCCCAGCCACCGUGUCCAACAACGUGCCUGGUACAGAAUACUCUUUGGGUUCCGAUACCUGUUUGAAUGCGUUAGUGAAGUACACCGAUGCUAUCAAACAAUCUGCAUCAUCUACCAGACGUAGAGUGUUCGUUGUUGAGGUUCAAGGUGGACACUCCGGUUACGUUGCAUCUUUCACUGGGCUAGUUACCGGUGCUGUCUCUGUUUACACUCCAGAAAAUGCUAUUAACUUAAAGACUAUUCAAGAAGACUUGGCAUUAUUGAAGGAAAGUUUCAAACAUGAGCAAGGUGAAACCAGAAACGGUAAGCUUGUAAUCAGAAACGAAAUGGCCUCUGAUGUCUAUACCACGGAAUUGCUUGCAGAUAUCAUCACUGAACAAUCAAAUGACAGAUUUGGUGUCAGAACCGCUAUUCCAGGUCAUGUUCAACAAGGUGGUGUACCAUCCUCCAAGGAUCGUGUCAUUGCAUCCAGAUUCGCUGUGAAGUGUGUCAAGUUCAUCGAACAAUGGAAUAAGAAGAACACCGCUGCAGACAAUGAGGAUUUCAAGAUCCUACGAUUCAAUUACGUGAACGGUGUGAAGCAAUACACUGUCCUUGACGAAGAUCUAUCUGCCGCUGUGAUUUGUGUCAAUGGUUCCAAGAUUUCUUUCAAGCCAAUCGCUCAUAUCUGGGAAAACGAAACCAAUAUCGAACUCAGAAAGGGACAAGAAAUUCACUGGGAAGAAUACAACGAGAUCGGAGAUAUUCUUUCCGGCAGAAGUAUGCUAAGAAGAAAGAUCCAAAAGGAACAACAAGAAGAAUCCUCUUUACCAAGUGUGGCAGACACUCCAUUGUCAUCUGUCACAGUUUCUACCUCUGCUGCAAAAGAAGACUCAGCCUUGUAUGUUUAA